Messenger RNA from Dentiscutata erythropus, 542 nucleotides. NCBI's taxonomy places the organism in Eukaryota, Fungi, Glomeromycota, Glomeromycetes, Diversisporales, Gigasporaceae. The record is from the annotation of a GenBank genome assembly.
AAAAAGGUGAAGAGUAUGGACUUGACUUCACCAAAAAAUGGAAGGACCAAAAAGAACGCCUAACAUUCUGCAACAAUGUAUCAAAUCAACCCAUAGCACUUGGGCUAUAUGCCAGGAUUCAGAUAAAACAAAGAACUUCGAUGAAUGUAUACAUAAUAAUUAUUGGAGAGAAAAUGGCUCGACGGGCCUUGGCAUUCAAAUACCUUUAUAGAAAGAAAGAACCCCAGAUCACCAAAUAUAAUACGGAUGAAUUAACAAAUUUAUUAAUGGAUAAUGUCAUCUAUUCAUCUGAACUAUCAGACCCUUGUAAGGCUAUGGAUGAGAGAGAACAAUUCUCAAAAACGUCCCGUAGAAGAUCACAUACGUUGAGAGUUCAGAGACCUAAAGGUAUACCCAAUUGGGCAGCAGGUGGAGAAAAUGAAGAAAUUUAUUCUAGUGAGGAUGGUAAUGAUGGUGGUGAAAAUGGGGGUGGUAGAAAUGGUGAUGACAAAGCAAGUGGUAAAAGAUUAGCUUCUGAUAUUAUAGUAGAACGACCAAUAUAA